Periconia digitata is the source of this 1912-nucleotide messenger RNA. The record is from the annotation of a GenBank genome assembly. Lineage: Eukaryota; Fungi; Ascomycota; Dothideomycetes; Pleosporales; Periconiaceae.
UCGCCUCCUCCGGACCUGACUCGUGAAAUAUGUGUAUGCACCCAGAGAGAGGCAGUAGUGCCCGUCAGAGAAUUGUCUAAUGCGUAACAUGAGAUCAUAGACAAUGCUACGCCUGUCAGGGAACGUGUUCAAUAUUCUGCAUAGCACUGGUCUUGCUUCUUUCGCCACAUUAGAACAAGCAACCCCUGCCGUUCCGACUGGAUGCGCAGAUCAAGAUCCGAACAUGUAAAGCACGAGACAUGAUUCUUGACGAUCACUGUAAGCUAGCCAAAAAGUAUAGCCUUGGAAAUACACGCCCAAAACAAUAUGCGAUGGCACGUCAUUCGCAACUUCGAUGCGCAGCAAGAUAGCGAAAUGGUACGUACAUUCCGUGCUUGACGGACCCCAACACAUUCUGUGGUGAAAAGGAAAGCGCUGAGAGGUCGAUCAAGGGAAGGAGAGAAGGAACCGAGGAAGUUCCCGCGACUUCCGAAUUGAUCCGUCUUCUGUCCAAUUACUGGGACGCUCGCUGUAGUAAAGAGCGGUUGUCUAGGAAAUGCGGCAGUUUGUCACUUCUCCUCUAUUGUACUUUCACCGAAUGAUCGAGCUAGCGCUGAUUGAGUCGUCAUCCCCAUAAACGAUAUUGCGAAUACCAAAGCUCUGGCAAUCCCUGCCAGGAAGGUUCUCGCUUAUGUACGGAUAGUGAUAUUACUUCGGUAGUCAUCACCAAGUCACAACUAGAUCUGACUAUACCCUCACUACUGAUAAUCAAAGCUGAACAACCAUCCGAGAUCAUCCGCACUGCUACUUCAUCAUGCAGACAGAACACGACCAGGUCGUCGUGCAUGUACAGCGAGCACUGUCAAAAACCACAUUUUCAUGCUCGAACUUGACCCCACUGAGUGGAGGAACAACCAGCUUCGUAUUCCUAGGCAACUUGAACUACCCUCUUCCGCCUGCAACUGGAUCUGGAACCAGCGACACUCCAAGCAAGGCCAUUGUAAAAUAUGCCGCACAUCAUCUAUCCUGUAGCCCGGAGUUUCUCAUCAACCCUUCUCGAUGUGAAUUCGAAGCCUUGAUGCUUGCGGCUCUGCAAGAUGGUCUGUAUGUCAAUACUCACGCGGAUCGACUUGUAGUCAGUACCCCUAGACUGUACCAUUUCGACCAAGACAAUCACGUUCAAGUGAUGGAGUAUUUCCCAAAUACCACUACCCUCAGGGAUGCUUUGCCGUCUCUGACAGAUUCGCAAGCGACGUCUAUCGGCCGAUCAGUCGGUCUAUGGCUUCGCUCAUUCCAUGAUUGGAGUUCGAAGCCCGAACAAAAACGAUUGCGGGAUACAGUCGAAAGGAACAAAGAUAUGCGCGCGUUGAAGUGGAAGAUUACGUAUGAGCAAGGUACGCAGGUGCUGGAGCGGUUUCCGGACAUCGUGGGAAAGAGGAGUAAGGAGAUGUGGGAUGAGAUUAAAGCUUCUCAUGAGAGUGGUGAAGAAGCGGACAGUGAUGAUGAUUUCGGAGUUACCCAUGGCGACUUCUGGUCUGGAAAUGUGCUUGUUACUGAGACUGCAACCCCCCGGCUUCAUGUUAUCGACUUUGAACUCAGCCAUGUGUCGCAUCGGGCUAUUGAUGCGGGUCAAUUCAUUGGCGAUCUUCUGGAAACUGCACAUUUCGACUCUUCACUCCAGUUAAUGGUCAUCGCGCUGAUCAAAGCUUUCACUACGACAUACGCAAAUGUGGGAGAAGAUAUAGCAUUCCGCAUUGCAAUGCAUGCUGGAGUGCAUAUGAUCAAUUGGUGGAGCAGAGGCCCAAAGCAGGAUGAUAAUCAAGAGGGCAAGGCACUCUUGCACGAAGCAUUAAAAAUUGUGGCAAGAGCCUGGAAGAAAGACAGGGAAUGGAUGAAGAAAAACGAAGCUUUUUGUGACCUGUUCAAAGACUGA